UUCUGUGGCCGUAGUAAGACUCCGUAGGAUGGCUGCGUCUGACAGUCUUUCUGAGUGGCUGCGAGAGGUUUAGAGCAUCCAUUGCUGGCUGUGAUGAGGACAGCUCAAUGGAUCAACAAAGAAGUAAUUAUUUAGGGCUCAGUGAGUGGAGAAAGGGGCUUGUUAUCAAGCCUGACAACUGGAGUUCAGAUGCCUGGAUCCAGGUGCAUGGUGAAGAGAGAACUGAGCCUGGCCUCUGAGUGAGUGAGUGUGUGUGUGUGUGUGUGUGUGUGUGUGUCUGGGUGCGAGCGCACACCUGAUUAUUUGAUGGAAGUUCAUGUGGCUUCUGCAGAAGUGGCCGAGUUGAAAAGGUAGUUGCUGCUGCCUUUGAUGAGACCUUAGAAAUGGCAGUGCCACUGUGUUCAGCUUUUUGUCACCUUGAGUCAUCUGGGAAGAGUGAGCCUCUGUUGAGAAAGUGCCUCCAUCAGAUCGGCCUGCAUUGCUGGGAGAAUGGGGGUGAACCCAGGCCCUUAAAAUGCUAGCCGAGUGCUCUGUUAUUGAGAUGUAUGUCCCCAGCUAUAUAUCUGGCCAGCCAGCUUGUUGCCAUCCCCAGAGGAACCAUUCUUCAUGCAGUUGCCGAAGCCAUAAAUUUGAAGACCUUUGAUGCUUCUCCUGCACCCUCCAAUUGGCAUCUGUUAUGCACCUUAAGCCAUACUGGAAACUCCAGAAAAGAGAGCACCCUCUCGAUGUCAGCAAGGACCCCCUGAGAAGAGCUGCAAGCCACCAAAAUGCUGUCAGUGAUGAGAAAGACAAAGCUAACUACAUGAAACCAGCUGUCUUUCCUUCAGCCUCCCCUGUCAAAGCAACAUCUAGAAAACCUUUUGGGAUCCUUUCUCCAAAUGUUCUGUGCAGUAUGAGUGGGAAGAGUCCUGUGGAGAACAGCUUGAAUGUGAAAGCCAAAAAGAAUGUGCCGUCUGCAACAGUACACCAGAGUGAAGAAGAGGGGCUGCCUGGGAGCUGGGCUAUUGUCAAACCUGGAAACACAAAGGAGAAAAUUGCAUUCUUUGCAGCCCACCAGUGUAGCAAUAGGAUAGGAUCUAUGAAAAUAAAAAGCUCCUGGGAUAUCGAUGGGAGAGCCACUAAAAGAAGGAAAAAAUCAGGAGACCUUAAGAAAGCCAAGGUGCAGUUAGAAAGGAUGAGAGAGAUCAACAGCCAGUGCUGCCAGCCCGAGCCAUUCGCCUGUGGCAUUGAGCACUGCUCUGUGCAUUAUGUGGGUGACAGUGGGGAUGGUGUCUACAGUGGGAGGCCUCUGUCGGUGAUACAGAUGGUUGCCUUCCUUGAGCAGAGAGCCAGUGCUCUGCUAGCUAGCUGUGCAAAGAACUGCACAAAUUCUCCUGCCAUUGUGAAGAUUACUGGCCAGUCCCGAGGUUUGCCUCCUGCACCUGAGCCCUUCUCUGCUCUGGGAACUUGUGAAGAACCCAUGGAAAGAGGAAAUCCUGAGGCUGGCAGAUCACAGAGCGAACCAGUCCGUGUCCUUGACAUGGUAGCCAGGCUGGAGUCCGAGUGCCUGAAGCACCAAGGCCAGAGGGAACCUGGGACUCUGUCACGGAAUAACAGCUUCCGUCGAAAUGUAGGCAGGGUGCUGCUCACUAAUGGUGCUCAGGCCAAUGACAAGGAUGACAAAAGCACCACAGAUGCACCUGACACCCAGGCUCACCCCAUGCAAUUGGUGUCUGUGGGUGAAGGACCCUCCACAGCUGACCACUGUUCUGUGGGUGACCAGGCCUGGGAUGGUAUGUCUCAGGGCUGUCCCUCAUUGCCAGCAGUUGUGAGCUUCCAGACGGACAGUACAGAAUUAGAACCAGGUCAGCAAACAGCUGUGAGAAACUGCAACCGGCAUGACAUAGAAAUGACAGACGCACUUGAUGAGCCAUCCUUUUCUUCUCACACCUGCCUCCAAGCCGCUGAGGUGCCCUCAGAUGCCGUCCGCUGUAUGAGCCGAGCCCUGGGACCACUCACGAAGCCCAGUCCUGCCCAGAGAAAGCAAACUGUGUGCAUGAGCAUCACUGUGUGCACAGUGGAGACAGCCCAGCCUUCUGCUGUAGACGCCCGUGAAGAGCCUCUCCCGGGGAUGCUGUUUUUCCUGUCACCUGGACGGGACCAGCCAGAGUGCUCCCAGUUGAAAGAACACACAGCACAAGAGGCUUCAGAGGCCAAUAACCCUCAAGAUGCUGCUGAGGACAACAGCGUAUGUGAAGAGAAGGAUGCUUCUGUGGAGCCAUUUGUCCCAGCAGCCUCUACAGGGGAAAAUACAUUUCCAGUGCUAGAGGCAUCCAGUUGGAAGAAGCAGGUGUCUCAGGACUUCCUGGAGACCAGGUUUAAAAUCCAGCAGCUUCUGGAGCCACAGCAGUACAUGGUGUGCCUGCCUCACCACAUCAUGGUGAAAAUCUUCAGGCUACUCCCUACCAGGAGUCUAGCAGUUCUUAAAUGUACCUGCCGCUAUUUCAAGUUCAUCAUCGAAUACUACAACAUCAGGCCAGCAGAUUCUCGGUGGGUUCGAGACCCACGCUAUAGAGAAGACCCUUGCAAACAGUGCAAGAAAAAGUAUGUGAAAGGGGAUGUGUCCCUGUGCCGCUGGCACCCCAAACCCUACUGCCAGGCACUGCCUUACGGACCUGGAUACUGGAUGUGCUGCCACCGCUCUCAGAAGGCCUUUCCUGGCUGUAAGCUGGGCCUUCAUGACAAUCACUGGUUACCUGCCUGCCACAGCUUUAACCGGGCAAUCCAUAAGAAAUCAAGAGGGAGUGAAACGGAAGAGGAGUGCUGAAGUCCACGCGAGAGGCAGGGACUGAGAAACACCUGGGUCAGCCCCGAGGCAUGCGACCUCACCCUCGCCCUUGGCUCAGGCAGUUUUUAACUCUGAAUUUACCAAUGUACAUGAGAUUCAUUCCAUGGUUUUGUAUAGUAGUGCCUCGCAUUAACCCUUUCAGCUGUGCAGAACUGCCUGUUUUCCUCUACCAAGGACAUUCUGAGGUCACCAAGCAGUCUGCACUAGGGUCCUGACAUGUUCCAGUACUAACUGUAUUUGAAGUGAGUGGAGAAGAAAGCAGACCUCGGAGAAUUCUGCCUAACCCCGAAAACUGGGCACCUUCCCUUCUACCUUGUAUGCUUGAUCCUGUGAGAAUGACACCUGCGGAUGGAGUUUGUGCCCUGUGCUGUUUACAGUGUAUAUAUGGUUGUGAUGCAUGGGGCUGUGGAAGUGCACAUUAAACCUGAGCGCCUUUACCUGG
Molecule: messenger RNA, 3269 nt
Organism: Microtus oregoni (creeping vole)
Lineage: Eukaryota; Metazoa; Chordata; Mammalia; Rodentia; Cricetidae
Gene: Fbxo34
Product: F-box protein 34
Exons: 4
Coding region: 677-2806 (709 amino acids)
Molecular function (GO): protein binding
Source: RefSeq, a predicted model, not a curated record